Molecule: messenger RNA, 11769 nt
Organism: Epithele typhae
Lineage: Eukaryota; Fungi; Basidiomycota; Agaricomycetes; Polyporales; Epitheliaceae
Product: fatty acid synthase
Exons: 22
Coding region: 1-11769 (3922 amino acids)
Biological process (GO): long-chain fatty acid biosynthetic process
Cellular component (GO): fatty acid synthase complex
Molecular function (GO): holo-[acyl-carrier-protein] synthase activity; fatty acid synthase activity; 3-oxoacyl-[acyl-carrier-protein] synthase activity
Source: RefSeq, a predicted model, not a curated record
AUGUCCGCAAUGCCGCCCUCUCCUCCCGGCAUCACCACCCGCCCUAUGCAGAUCCAGUCAGGUUCCAUUAGAAUUUCGAUCCCGGUAUCGACGCAGGCGGACGAGUGGACGGCCGCCGAAGUCCUUAGAGAUGACUUCAUGCACGUCCAGUCCACCGACGACGCCAUAGACACCACCGCGGCCCUGGAGAACGCGACCGAAGCGAGCGUCGAGCUCUUCGCGCGCUUUUUGGGCUUCGUCGCCGAAAAACUAGAUGAGGACGCGCAGUCGGACACCGCGCGCACCUCUAUCCUCCUCAAGUCCAUCAAGUACUUUACCUCCACCUAUCUUUCUACUCAAGAUGUUCACGUAAUCGUCGCCGCGUUCGACACCGAAGUGCGCAAGACCGUUCUUUCUGCGUACUUCAAGUCCAUCGCCGCUCUCGAGGCGAAAAAGGUCCAGGGGAUCCCUCGUGCUCCCACGAGCGCCUUGCUUUCAGCGGCUAAAGGUGGCGACGCGUCCAUCUUCGCGCUCUUCGGCGGCCAAGGCACCAACGAGGUCUACUUCGACGAGCUUCAAGCUCUCUACGACAUCUACAGGCCUUACGUUUCUGGCUUCAUCGACACGAUCACGCGCGAUGUCCUGCUUCCCCUCGUCGAGGAGGCUGAAGAGGACGCCCUCUAUACGCACGGACUUGACGUCGUGUCCUGGCUGAAUGGUUCUUCUCUCCGUCCACCUGUCACCUACCUUGCAUCUAUCCCCGUAUCAUUCCCUCUCAUCGGCCUCACUCAGCUCAUCCAGUAUCUGAUCGUUUGCCGGGUUACUCAACUCACGCCUGGUGAGUUACGCUCGCGCUUGCACGGCGCGACUGGCCACUCCCAGGGUCUCGUUUCCGCCAUCGCCAUCGCCGCCUCCACCACCUUCGAGUCCUUAGCCGCGAAUGCUGUCAAGUCGAUCCGGUGGCUCUUCUACUCUGGCCUCCGCGGGCAACAGGCGUUCCCCGUCCUCGCGCUGGAGCCGAGCAUCACCCAAGACUCCGUUGAAGGCGGCGAGGGCUCCCCAAGCCCCAUGCUCUCCAUUACAGGCCUUUCGCUCAAGGAUGUCGAAGGCCACAUCGCGAAGACCAACAAGCACCUCCCUGACAACUCCCAGCUCGGUGUGUCGCUCCACAACGGUCCUAAGGCGUUCGUUGUCACUGGUCCCCCACGCGCCCUGUACGGCCUCGUCGUCAACCUUCGUAAGGUGCGCGCCCCCAGCGGCCUCGACCAAAGCAAGACACCCUUCUCUCAGCGCAAGCCGGUCUUCUCCGUCCGCUUCCUCGUCGUCGGGGUCCCAUAUCACAGCAAGUAUCUCUCAAGUGUCGUUGACGAAGUCAUGGAUGAUUUGGAGGAGACUGAGUUGUGGAAGAAGGAAGACCUGGGGAUCCCUGUCUUCCACACCGAGAACGGUACCGACCUUCGCACCACCGAAGGCUCCCUGACUAGGGCUUUGUGCGACCAAAUCUUUACCUUGCCAAUCCAAUGGUCUGCCGCGACCAACUUCCCGGACACGGCUACGCACGCUGUCGACUUCGGCCCUGGUGGCAUUUCCGGCAUUGGUCCUCUGACUGCCCGUAACCUUGAGGGUCGUGGGGUACGGGUGAUCGUCGUCGGAGACAAGGCCAAGGGUCCCGCGGAGCUCUACGAUUCGCAAUCCAUCAAGACCGAGGAGUGGUGGUCGAAGAAGUUCUCGCCUGCUCUUGUCAAGACGAGCGAUGGAACUAUCCACCUCGACACCCCCUUCUCCCGUCUCCUCGGGAAGCCGCCGAUCAUGGUCGCCGGUAUGACUCCUACAACGGUGAAGGCAGGCUUCGUCGGUGCAGUGCUUGACGCAGGCUACCACAUUGAACUUGCUGGUGGUGGACACUACAAUGCCGCCGCUCUUCGCAGCAAGGUCGCCGAAAUCCAGAGCAAGAUCCCUGCGGGUGUCGGCAUUACUCUCAACGCGCUCUACAUCAACCCGCGCCAGUUCGGGUUCCAGUUCCCCCUUUGGCAGGAGAUGCGCCGCGAGGGCUUGCCUAUCGAGGGCUUCUGCGUCGCCGCGGGCAUCCCCAGCACUGAGAAGGCGGCGGAGAUCAUCGCUGCGCUGCGCGACUCGGGCAUCAAGCAUGUCUCCUUUAAGCCCGGCUCCGUCGACGGUAUCCGUCAGGUUGUCAACAUCGCCGCCGCGAACCCCGACUUCCCUAUCAUCAUGCAGUGGACUGGCGGCCGUGCCGGUGGCCAUCACUCUUGCGAGGACUUCCACCAGCCGAUCCUCUCCACCUACGGUUCCAUCCGCCAGUACUCCAACCUCAUCCUUGUGGGUGGCUCAGGCUUCGGCGGCGCCGACGACGUGUGGCCCUACCUCACCGGUGACUGGUCGGUCGAGAGGUUUGGGCUACAGCCCAUGCCUUUCGACGGCUUCCUCUUCGCCAGUCGCGUCAUGGUUGCUAAGGAGGCUCACACGAGCUCCUCUGUCAAGGACCUCAUCGUUGCCGCGACAGGUGUCGACGACGCUCAGUGGGAGGGCACCUAUGCGAAGGAGACUGGCGGUAUCCUCACUGUUCGCUCUGAGCUCGGGGAACCUAUUCACAAGAUCGCCACUCGCGCCGUCAAGCUCUGGAAGGAGUUCGAUGACACCGUUUUCAAGAUGCCCAAGGAGAAGCGCGCCGCCUGGCUCGCCGAGCGUCGCGCCGAGAUCAUCGCUAAGCUCAACAAGGACUUCGCGAAACCCUGGUUCGGCUGGAAGAAGGACGGGACCGUCGUCGAGGACAUCGCCGAUAUGACCUACGAGGAAGUCGUGCUCCGAAUGGUUCGCCUCAUGUACGUUCCGCACCAGGAGCGUUGGGUCGACCUCUCGCUCCGAAACCUCACUGGCGACUGGCUUCGUCGCAUCGAAGAGCGCUUCGCCGGCCUCCACGACAGCAAGAAGGCGUCCACACUUCAGUCUUACUCCUCCCUUGACAAGCCCUCGGGGUUCGUCGAGAAGUUCUUCGAGACCUAUCCUGAGGCUACGGAGCAGCUCCUCGCGUCUGAAGACAAGGCGUACUUCCUCGCGAUCUCUCAGCGCCCUGGCCAGAAGCCCGCUCCUUUCAUCCCCGUUCUGGAUGCUUCCUUUGAGGUCUGGUUCAAGAAGGACUCCCUUUGGGCAGCUGAGGAUAUCGAUGCCGUCUUCGACCAGGACCCGCAGCGUGUUUGUAUUCUUCAGGGGCCUGUCGCGGUCAAGCAUGCGACGGUCAAGGACGAGCCGGUCAAAGACCUCUUGGGCAACAUCAACUCGGCGCUCAUCGAGAAGCUCGUCGAUCGCCUGUACAGUGGCGACAAGUCCAAGAUCCCCACCGCUGAGUAUCUCAGCAACAAGCCCACCACCACGGCCCCCGCGAUUGCUCCUUCUGUGUCCGGUAACGUCGCGACCUUCAACGUCGGCACCGCCGUUCCUAGCACCGCGGCAUGGCUCGAUACCCUUGCGGGUCCCAAGCUGAGCUGGCUUCGCGCGCUGCUUACUUCGACCACGAUCGUUCAGGGCACCGCGUACCUCGACAACCCGAUGCGUCGCCUUUUCACUCCUCGCAGUGGUCAGAAGGUCGUUGUUGAGAGCGACGGCUCACGGCCCUCGAAGGUUUCCGUGUAUGGUGCCGCGCGCUCCUAUGGCCCGCACGAUCCUGCCUUCAAGGUCGUCGAGAUCACCUUCAACGCCUCUUCCUCAAUGAUCAACCUCGUCCUCUUCGAAGAGCGCCGCGACACGGCCGUUCCUCUCCGCUUCCAGUUCCUUUACAAACCGUCGAUGGGCUUCGCGCCAAUCCACGAAGUCGCCGAGGGCCGUAAUAAGCACAUCAAGCAAUUCUACUGGAAACUCUGGUUCGGCGACAGUGAGGCGCUUCCCGAGAUCGGACUUCGCGAGACCUUCACCGGCCCUGAGGUAGUCAUCGACGAGGACGAUGUGGAGACUUUCUGUGCUGUCGUCGGUAACCAAGGCGAGGCGUUCAAGACCGCCCGCAACGAGAAGCCUCUCGCACCUAUGGACUUCGCCAUCGUCACCGGUUGGCAGGCCAUCAUGAAGGCGAUCUUCCCAACGCCCGUCGACGGCGAUCUUCUCAAGCUCGUUCACCUCUCCAACGGGUUCCGUCUCCUGGAUGGUGCCAAAUCGCUCAAGGCUGGGGAUGUCUGCAAGGCCGAGGCUCGCAUCGUCGCGGUUAUCAACAGCGACGCAGGCAAGACCGUGCGGGUCAAGGGCUACGUCAUCCGCGAUGGUGAGAAGGUUAUCGAAGUCACCUCUUCGUUCCUUUACCGCGGCCGCUUCGACGACUUUGAGAACACCUUCGAGGUGGUGGAGGAGCCGGAGUACCUCGUCGAGCUCCCCACUGAGGCCUCUGUCGGAGUGCUCCAGUCCAAGGAGUGGUUCGAGUGGGACGAUGAGACGAAGCCUCUCCAGCCCGGCACUUCCCUGGUCUUCCGUGUUCGCUCUGAGGUCACCUACCGCAAUAAGACGUGCUACAAGAGCGUCAAUGUCUCCGGCGACGUUUGCGUCCGCGAUCAGAUGAAGCGCCUUGUCAAGGUCGGCUCCGUCGACUUCCUCCAAGACGACUCGCGCGGCAACCCCGUCGUCUCGUACCUCCAGCGUCACGGCUCUCCUCAAGGUCUCCUGUCGCCCCUGUCCACGGAGGGAUACUCGAUGACCAACGGCGUGAACACUACCUUCACUUCCCCCGCCACCAACGAGCCAUACUCGAAGAUAUCCGGCGAUUUCAACCCCAUCCACAUCAACCCUUACUUCGCCGACUAUGCGUCUCUCCCUGGCACUAUCACCCACGGCAUGUGGUCCAGUGCUGCGACCCGACGUCACGUCGAGAAUGUCGUCGCGCAAGGUGUUCCAGACCGUGUUGUCGCUUACGACGUCUCCUUCGUCGGCAUGGUCCUCCCUGGCGACGAGCUCAAGGUCAAGAUCAAGCACGUCGGAAUGCGCCACGGCAACCUCGUUGUCAACGUCGAGACUUCCAAUGCUCGCGGCGAGAAGGUCCUGGUUGGAUCGGCGGAGGUGGCGCAGCCUGCCACAGUCUACGUGUUCACUGGUCAAGGUUCUCAGGAGCCUGGUAUGGGUAUGGACCUCUACAAUAACUCCCCCGCUGCCCGUUCCGUAUGGGAGGCUGCCGACGCUCACUUGACCGCCGUCUACGGCUUCUCAAUCGUCGAGAUCGUCAAGGACAAUCCUAAGGAGAAGACUAUCCACUUCGGUGGUAUCAAGGGUCAAGUAAUCCGCCAACGCUACAUGGACAUGACGUACGACACCAUGGAUAAGGACGGUAACGUCAAGACCCUCCCGCUCUUCGGCGACAUCAACGUCCGCACGCAGCGCUACACCUUCAGCCACCCCAACGGUCUCCUGUUCGCCACCCAGUUCGCUCAAAUCGCGCUCGUCGUCACGGAGCGUGCGGCGUUCGAGGACAUGCGCUCCAAGGGCCUCGUUCAGAAGGACUCAGCGUUCGCAGGUCAUUCUCUGGGAGAGUACUCUGCUCUCGCGUCAAUCGCGGAUGUCCUCCCCAUCUCCUCGCUCGCGGACGUCGUCUUCUACCGUGGUAUCACUAUGCAGCGCGCCGUCGAGCGCGACGCGCAUAACCGCUCCAACUACGCCAUGUGCGCCGUCAACCCUAGCCGCGUUUCGAAGACGUUCAACGAUGCUGCGCUCCGCGAGGUUGUUGACAACAUCUCAAAUGCUACAGGGUGUCUCCUCGAGAUUGUCAACUUCAACGUCGAUGGUCAACAAUACGUCUGCGCUGGAGAACUCAUCGCCUUGCAGACCCUCACGAAUGUGCUCAACUACCUGAAGCUCGAGAAAAUUGACAUCGCCAAGUUGACGGAAAAGUUCACCGUGGACCAGGUCAAGGAGAUGCUCGGCGAGAUCGUCAAGUCCUGCUACACCAAGGCUCAAGAGCAGCAGCAGAAGGAGGGUUACAUCAUCCUCGAGCGUGGAUUCGCCACCAUUCCGCUCCCCGGUAUCGAUGUGCCCUUCCACUCUCGGUACCUCUGGGCCGGUGUCAUGCCCUUCCGCGCAUAUCUCUCCAAGAAGAUCAACGCUGCACACCUCGACCCCGACACCCUCGUCGGGAAGUACGUGCCGAACCUUGUCGCAAAACCGUUCCAGGUCUCGAAGGAGUAUGCCCAACUCAUCUACGAUCAGACCCUCUCGCCUCGCCUCGACAAGGUGCUUCGCAAGUGGGACCAGGACAACUGGGGCUCGCCCGAUCAGAGGCAGAAGCUCGCCUACAUCAUACUCGUCGAGCUCCUCGCGUACCAAUUCGCCUCCCCCGUCCGUUGGAUCGAGACCCAGGACCUACUGUUCUCUCAAUACGGCUUUGAACGGUUCGUCGAGAUUGGGCCUUCACCUACGCUCACGGGUAUGGCCACUCGUACCCUUAAGGCCAAAUACGAGGCUCAGGACGACUCCAUCACUCACCGGCGCGUCAUCUUUUGCCAUGCCAAGCACCCCAAGGAGGUCUACUACCAGUUCGAGGACGAGCCUGAGGCUCCCGCUGAGGAGUUUGCGGAGGCGUCCGUAGCCCCUGCCGCUGCUGCCGCUGUUCCCGCCGUCGUCGCUGCCGCACCUGUGUCCUCGGGUGUUGCUGCCGCUGCCGUGGAGGAUAUCCCGAUCAAAGCCAGCGAUAUCCUUGUCACGAUUGUCGCCCAGAAGCUCAAGAAGCGGGUCGACGAGAUCCCGAUGUCGAAGAGCAUCAAGGACCUCGUUGGCGGGAAAUCCACUAUGCAGAAUGAGAUCCUCGGCGAUCUGGGACAAGAAUUCUCCUCUGCUCCCGAGAAGGGCGAAGAACUUCCCCUCGAGGAGCUCGGAUCUGCUCUCGGGGUCGGCUUCUCUGGCUCCCUCGGCAAGUACACGUCUGGCCUCAUCUCUCGUCUUGUCGGAGGCAAGAUGCCUGGCGGUUUCAGCGCGUCGGCGAUCAAGGCCCAUCUCUCCAAGUCGUGGGGUCUCGGCCCCCAGCGUGCGGACGGCGUCCUCCUCCUCGCUGCCACCAUGGAACCCGCGAAGCGUCUUGGAUCGGAGGGCGAAGCAAAGGCUUGGUUGGAUGGCGUCGUCGCUGUCUACGCUCAACGCUCUGGCAUUUCCUUGUCCUCUGGUGCCGCUGCUGGUGGUGCUGGAGGAGGUGGAGGCGCGGUCAUCAACAGCGAGGAGUUCAUCAAGUUCCAGGCUGACCAGAACAAGUUCGCCUCACAGCAAGUCGAGUUGUGGAUGCGCUACCUCGGUCGCGACUCUCGUGCCGGCGACAUCAAGUUCGACAAGGAGAAGGCGAGUGCUGAGCAACUCCAAGCCCGCCUUGACGCCAUCGCCCGCGAACACGGCGAAACCUACGUCGACGGCAUCCAGCCCAUAUUCGACGUGCUCAAGGCCCGCCACUUCGACUCGUCAUGGAACUGGGUCCGUCAAGACGCCCUGCUUAUGUUCUACGACAUCAUCUUCGGACGGCUCACUACCGUUGACCGCGAGAUCACGGCGCGCUGCAUUGCCAUCAUGAACCGCGCCGACCCCGACCUCGUCGCCUAUAUGCAGUACUACAUUGACCAGUGCGACGCGUCUCGCGGCGAGACAUACCAGCUCGCCAAGCAAUUCGGGCAGCAGCUCAUCGACAACUGCAAGGAAGUCGUUGGUAGUCCCCCGCUCUACCGUGAUGUUACGUUCCCGACCGCACCCCACACGGAGGUCACAGCCCAGGGCGACAUAGUGUACAAGGAGGUCGUCCGCGAAAACGUCAGGAAGCUCGAGGCGUACGUCGAGGAGAUGGCGAGCGGUGAUACCAUCGUCCAGCCCACGAACAUCCAGAAGAUCCAAGAGGACGUCCUGAAACUGUGGAACGUCGUGAAGUCUCAGCCCGAGAUCAGCGAAGAGCAGAAGAAUCGCAUCAAGGCGCUCUACGAAGGCGUCGUACGCUCUCUUCGCAAGCGUCCCGAGUCGCGCACGCGCGCUAACACCGGGCCUCGGGCGCGCCGCUCCUCAUCCCAAUUCCUUCGUCCCCAAGUCUCUGGCGUCGCUUCCGUCACGGCCGACAAGGUACCCCUCCUCCAUCUCAAGCGCAAGGUUGGUACGAACUGGGAAUACAGCAGCAAUCUUACCGGCGUGUACCUCGAUCUGCUCAACGAGAUUGCGACGUCUGGUACGACCUUCAAGGACAAGAACGCGCUUCUCACCGGUGUCGGGAAGGGCUCCAUCGGUGUCGAGAUUGUCAAGGGUCUCCUCUCCGGUGGCGCGCACGUUGUCAUUACGACCUCUCGCUACAGUCGCGCGACCGUCGAGUACUACCAGGGCAUCUUCCAGCGCUUCGGCAGCAAGGGCUCCGCGUUGACGGUCGUACCCUUCAACCAGGGUUCAAAGCAAGACGUCGAAGCACUCGUCGACUACAUCUACUCGAAGUUGAGCCUCGACCUCGAUUACAUCCUCCCCUUCGCCGCCGUGCCCGAGAAUGGCCGUGAGAUCGACGGUCUCGACGACAAGUCCGAGCUCGCUCACCGCAUCAUGCUCGUCAACCUCCUCCGUCUUCUCGGUGCCGUGAAGAGCAAGAAGGCCAGCCGUCAUUUCGUUACUCGCCCUACGCAAGUCAUCCUCCCCCUGUCACCUAACCACGGUCUUUUCGGCAAUGACGGUCUGUAUUCGGAGUCGAAGAUUUCGCUCGAGACUCUCUUCAACCGUUGGAACAGCGAGAGCUGGGGCGAAUACUUGUGCUUGGCUGGUGCUGUCAUCGGAUGGACUCGUGGAACGGGUCUCAUGGGAGCGACGAACACGGUCGCCCAUGAGCUCGAAGGCCACGGCGUUCGCACCUUCUCUGCUAAGGAGAUGGCCUUCAACAUCCUCGGUCUCAUGCACCCACUUCUCUUCAGCAUCACACAAGUUGAGCCUAUCUGGGCGGACCUCAACGGAGGUAUGGAUCGUCUCCCCGACCUCGCCGAGAUCACUGGUCGCAUCCGGACUGAGCUCAACAAGAAGAGCGAGCUUCGCCGUGCGAUCGCCCGCGACAACGCUGCGGACUUCAAGGUCAUCAACGGCGACAAGGCGGAGCGCGUCCUCCAGACGAUCGAUGUUACGCCGCGUGCCAACUUCCAGUUCAACUUCCCUGCUCUGGAGUCUGCGGAGUCUCUGCUGCCCGUCUCGCAGCUGCGCGGAAUGCUCGAUCUCGAGAGGGUGAUCGUCGUCACUGGCUUCGCUGAAGUGGGUCCCUGGGGCAGCUCGCGCACGCGUUGGGAGAUGGAGGCGCGCGGCGAGUUCACGAUCGAGGGCUGUAUCGAGAUGGCGUGGAUGAUGGGCUUCAUCAAGCACUUCGACGGUCGCCUCAAAGACGGCUCACUUUAUGUCGGUUGGGUCGACUCAAAGACGAGUGAGCCUGUCGACGACAAAGACAUUCGCGGCCGUUAUCAGAAGGACAUUCUCGCUCACGCCGGCGUCCGCCUUAUCGAGCCCGAGCUCUUCCACGGCUAUGACCCCAAGAAGAAGGUGUUCAACCAGGAAGUCGAGCUUCUCCACGACCUCGAACCCUUCGAGGCGGCUCAACCCGAGGCCGAGAAGUUCAAGUACGAGCAUGGCGACAAGUGCGACAUCUGGCAGAGCGAGAGCGGCGAGUGGCUUGUGAAGUUCAAGAAGGGUGCUCGUGUCUUCAUCCCGAAGGCCUUCAAGUUCAGCCGCGUCGUUGCCGGUCAGAUCCCCACUGGCUGGGAUGCCGGCCGUUACGGUAUUCCCGCCGACAUCAUCGGGCAGACCGACCGCGCGACACUGUGGGCUCUUGUCUGCGCUGCCGAAGCGCUCAACAUGUCUGGCAUCACGGACCCUUAUGAGCUCUAUCAGCACAUGCACCCUUCAGAGGUCGGCUCGAGCAUCGGCAGUGGGAUGGGUGGAAUGGAAAGUCUGUCGCGCAUGUUCAAGGAUCGCCGCGACGAAAAGGAGGUCCAGAACGACGUUCUCCAGGAGACGUUCAUCAACACCACUGCCGGCUGGGUCAACCUUCUUCUGCUCUCCUCGAGCGGGCCAAUCAAGAUCCCCGUCGGCGCAUGUGCCACGGCUCUGCAGUCCAUUGAGAUUGCUUGCGACACCAUCCUUUCCGGCAAGGCCAAGGUUAUGCUUUCUGGGGGCUUCGACGACUUCAGCGAAGAGGGCUCGUACGAGUUUGCGAACAUGGGCGCGACCAGCAACGCUGAGACUGAGUUCGCUAUGGGUCGUGAGCCGACCGAGAUGUCGCGUCCCGCGACCACGACUCGCGCAGGGUUCAUGGAAGCUCAGGGCACGGGCGUUCACGUGCUAAUGUCCGCGAAGACCGCCAUCGAGCUUGGGUGCCCCAUCCGUGGUAUCGUUGCGUACACGUCGACGUCGACCGACAAGGCUGGUCGUUCGGUCCCUGCUCCUGGCCGCGGCGCGCUCUCGGUUGCUCGCGAGCUCCACACCAAGCAGCCUCUCCCGAUCCUUGACAUCUCGUAUCGUUCUCGUCAGCUCACCUUCCGCCGUAAGCAAAUCGCCCAGUGGCUCGACAACGAGCGCCAGCAGCUGCAAGAGGAGCUUGGAUACCGCAAGGCCAGUGACAGCGCUGUUGACGAGGACUACGUCGCCUCGCGCGUCGCCGACAUGGAGGCCGAAGCUGCUCGCCAGGAGAAGGACGCCAUUGCAACCUACGGCAUGUUGGAGGGCUCCGACCCUCGUGUGGCCCCUUUGCGCCGCGCGCUCGCCGUUUGGGGUCUCACUGCGGACGAUCUCGGCGUUCUGUCCAUUCACGGCACCAGUACCGGCGCAAACGAGAAGAACGAGACCUCGAUCUGGAACGACGUGUUCACCAACAUCGGUCGCUCGAAUGGCAACGCCCUCCCGAUCAUGGCUCAGAAGAGCUUGUGUGGGCACUCCAAGGGUGGUUCUGCCGCAUGGCAGUUCGCCGGCCUGCUUCAGAGUGUCGACUCCGGCAUCAUUCCUGGCAACCGGAACGCGGAUAACAUCGAUGCUCUGUUCAAGAAACACACGUACCUCAUCUUCCCAUCCAAGACCAUCCACACCGACGGCAUCCGUGCAGGUGUUAUGUCGUCAUUCGGAUUCGGUCAAGUCGGCGGUAUCUGCAUGGUCGUUCACGCUCGCUAUCUACUCGCCGCGCUUGAGCCCUCCGUGUACGAGACGUACAAGCUGAGGAACCGUAACCGCCAGCAUCUCUGCUACAAGGCCAUGAGCGAGAUGAUGACGUUCAACAACCUCGUCAAGGUCAAGGAUGCUCCGCCAUAUAAGAAGGAACUCGAGGCGCCGGUUCUCCUCAACCCUCUCGCUCGCGCGUCAUACAACCCGAAGACCGGCAGCUAUGAGUACACCCCGAAGUUGACCACGCAGCCGCCCGUCAACACGGCGAACUUCAAGGCUGUGUCCGAAGUUCUCUCCAGUGCUCCCACCGCUGGUGUUGGCGUCGAUCAGGAGCUCAUCUCUGCGGUCCCCUCGUGGAACCCGACGUUCAUCGAGCGCAACUUCACCGAGGCUGAGAUCACGUAUUGCCGCAGCCAGCCCUCUCCAUCGUCGUCGUUCGCUGCUCGCUGGGUUGGCAAGGAGGCCGUCUUCAAGUCUCUCGGCGUCGCCUCUAAGGGCGCUGCGGCCGCAAUGAAGGAGAUUGAAAUUCUGCCGGACGCGACCGGCGUUCCCACCGUCGCUCUACACGGCGAGGCCAAGGCUGCCGCCGACGCGAAGGGUGUCGCGAAGGUUCACAUCUCGCUCAGCCACUCUGACACUACCGCUAUCGCUUUCGCCCAGGCCACUUCAGCUUAG